Ruditapes philippinarum (Manila clam) is the source of this 1228-nucleotide messenger RNA. Its product is annotated as macrophage scavenger receptor types I and II-like. The transcript is spliced from 4 exons. The annotation marks the transcript as partial. Lineage: Eukaryota; Metazoa; Mollusca; Bivalvia; Venerida; Veneridae. The record is from RefSeq and is a predicted model, not a curated record. Gene Ontology annotation, cellular component: membrane.
AAUGGGGACAGUGGUCUUCCUGGGGAGAAUGUUCUGAACUGUGUGGUGCUGGACUAAGAGAACGAGUAAGGACGUGUGCAUCACCAUUUGGUUGCAUAGGCAACUCUAAGGAUUUCAAAAUAUGCAUUAUUGAAUAUUGCGACGUUCGAUUGGUUGGAGGGUCAAAUCAAUAUGAAGGGAGACUGGAAGUAUGGCAUGAUGGAACUUGGGGAACAGUAUGCGAUGAUUAUUUUGAUGCGCAUGCAGCAAAGGUUGUUUGUAAGAUGCUUAAUUAUCCACAUACUAAUCCUAAGGUAUUCACGAAUGCUUACUUUGGCCGUGGAACAUUACCGACACUUUUAGACAAUGUCAAAUGUACGGGAUCUGAAACAAGCUUGUUUCAAUGUCCGCAUAAUGGUUGGGGAAUAGAAGAUUGCACUAACGGUGAAGAUGUUGGUAUAUUAUGUAAAUAAGCUGAAUUCAUUUUGAGACAACAAAAAAGGUACCUGGACCACUUUAUUCAAAUGUUGUUUACAAUAGGUUUGGAGACCCUUUUUCAUUAUCAAGACAUUUGUCUUCUCCGAUUUGAUAUUAUAAUUGAACAUUCCGAGCAAGUAUGGAAAAGAAUUGAAAACGAAAAUUUGAUAUUUCAUUUAAAGCUGUAGUAAACAUAGCAUGUUUUCUUCAAAUUCAUAUAAUACUUUCAUAAUGUAUGUAUAUAUUAAGUGUUACAGUGACGCUAAAAGCUGUUACGAUUUGUUAACAAGCACAACACAUACAAUAUGAACCUUCUCGGACCUUUACUAUUUACAUAUUUAGUACUGUUUUACCUAUAUGAAUAUUUUGAUGUUGUUCAAUCAAUCAAGUGUUUCGCGUGAUUCUGAAUGUCUUCUCCGAAUCAAUUUUGUUAUGUUUAUCACUGCUUGUCAUUAUUGAUUUUUUGGUUCUUAUUUUAUAGAUUAGUAUUGUAUCAUUUAACAUAAAAAUAAGAAAAUGUAGCAGGUUAAAAAAGAUGUCACAUUUCCUGUAAAUAAUACUGCAUAUUCAAAGUUCCUAAAAUAGCUCAAUGCAGUUUAACACAUUUUUAUCAAUUCUCCUUUAAUUAGCAUGUUAGAAUGGAAUUCAAUGAAGAUAUCAAUUUCCUUGCAUUAUAGCAUAAUCAUAAUCAUAAUAAUGCACGGUUUAUCGCUCAGAUACUCAGGCCUAUCGGUUUCAACACAAACCAUGCAUCACUCUACAACAAUGCACU